Molecule: messenger RNA, 3185 nt
Organism: Hippocampus comes (tiger tail seahorse)
Lineage: Eukaryota; Metazoa; Chordata; Actinopteri; Syngnathiformes; Syngnathidae
Gene: enpep
Product: glutamyl aminopeptidase
Exons: 20
Coding region: 247-3126 (959 amino acids)
Biological process (GO): peptide catabolic process; proteolysis; regulation of blood pressure
Cellular component (GO): cytoplasm; plasma membrane
Molecular function (GO): metalloaminopeptidase activity; zinc ion binding; peptide binding
Source: RefSeq, a predicted model, not a curated record
UUUGACCGAAUGGCAGAUUGCUGAUUUACAAGAGGAGGCGUUUCUUCCUGCUACAAGGAAAGCGUCUUGUCACUGUGGGAUUCUUUCCCCUCACUUUCCUUUUCUCCACCCCUUCGCGCCACAGAGGGCAGCCCGAGACCAAUUUACAAUAACAUAGCGUACCUACUCUUAGAGUCACAACCUUGAGCUACAACUUCACUUUGGUACUUCCAUCCCAUUUAGGCUUCCGAGCGUGGGAGACCCGUGAUGGUCGACAGCAUGGACUUGGAGCAGGAGAAGCGGCAGUACUGUAUCCGUGGCAAGCAUGUUCUCAUCAUUUGUAUCACGGUAGUAGUCUGUUCUUUGGCAGUGGGUCUAGGGGUGGGCCUCUCGAGUUCUGACACGACCACAACAACCACACAGUCGACACCAGCCCCUACAGCAGAGCCUACACUGACCCCUCAACCUGGUAGGGGGCCCUGCGAGCCUUCCAUUGACAGCAGCGGUGAUUGGAAGAACUUUCGUCUGCCUGACUAUGUGAAACCGAUCCAUUAUGACUUGCUGCUGGAACCAGACCUUGUUGAUGAUACCUACACGGGCACCGUGGAUAUCCAAGUGGAAGUCAGCAAGCCCACCCGCCAUCUGUGGCUCCAUAUCAGGGAGACGUUUGUCAGGAACAAGCCCAGGCUAAAGCUGCUGAACAGGCAGGGAGGGCAUAAGCACGUGUCAGUCAAGAGUUGCUUUGAAUAUAAACCUCAGGAAUAUGUGGUGGUGGAAGCUACAGAGGAGCUACCUGUCACAGGCCCUCAGGAAGUGUAUGUGCUCAGUUUGGAUUUCCAAGGGUGGCUAAACGGCUCCCUGGUGGGAUUUUACAGAGUCGUUUACACCGAAGCAGGCAUCAGCAAAAAGAUUGCUGCGACUGAUCAUGAGCCAACAGAUGCCCGAAAAUCGUUUCCGUGCUUUGAUGAACCAAACAAAAAGGCCACCUAUAAAAUCUCUAUCAUUCAUGACGAGACCUAUGACGCUCUGUCCAACAUGCCACAUGAGGGUGCCCCUGACCUUCUGUCUGGCAAUAAAAAGAGGACCUCAUUCCAGAAAUCCAUUCCAAUGAGCACCUAUUUAGUAUGUUUUGCUGUGCACCAAUUCGCUCAUGUGGAAAGAAUAUCUGCCCGAGGAAUUCCACUGAGAAUCUACACCCAGCCGAGCCAGAUAUCAACUGCAACAUACGCAGCAAACACAACCAAGAUCAUUUUUGAUUACUUUGAGGAAUACUUCAACAUGACCUACUCCAUCUCAAAACUGGACAAGAUAGCCAUCCCUGACUUUGGCACUGGUGCUAUGGAGAACUGGGGACUGAUUACCUACAGGGAGACCAACUUGCUGUAUGAUGAGAAACAAUCCUCCUCCUACAAUAUGCAGAGAGUUGCAAGUGUCAUUGCCCAUGAGCUGGUCCAUCAGUGGUUUGGGAAUAUUGUGACGAUGGAUUGGUGGGAUGAUCUGUGGCUCAACGAAGGCUUUGCCAGCUUCUUUGAGUACAUUGGCGUGGAGAAAGCAGAGCCCAGCUGGCGCAUGCGGGACAUAAUGAUCAUCAGUGAUGUGCUUCCUGUGAUGGUGGAUGACGCCCUCCUCUCAUCCCACCCCAUUAUUGUCAAUGUCUCGUCCCCCGCAGAAAUCACCUCUGUGUUUGAUGCCAUAUCAUACAGCAAGGGGGCAUCAAUUCUCAGGAUGCUUGAGGACUGGAUGGGUCGAGAUAAAUUCAGAGCUGGCUGUCAGAAAUAUUUAAAAGAUUACCACUUCAAGAACGCUAAAACCAACAAUUUUUGGGCGUCUUUGGCAGAAGUGAGUUCAUUACCAGUUAGUGAGGUCAUGGACACAUGGACGAAGCAGAUGGGUUAUCCAGUGGUGGAUUUGAGUGUCACAGAGGCGAAUGCCACAUUGAACCAAACUCGUUUUCUCCUGGACCCGAAUGCCGAUGCCAACCAACCUCCCUCACCCCUUGGGUACAAGUGGACUAUACCGAUCAAGUGGCACUCCUUGAAGAGCAAUAAGAACAUGUCAGUCAUGUUUAACAAGAGUAGCACAGAGCUUGUUCUCAAAAACUACUUACCUUCAGUGGAUGGCCUGCUGAAGAUCAACAAUGAUCAUAUCGGAUUCUACAGAGUCAACCAUCAUGCUCAGAUGUGGAACAUGAUUAGCCAACAGCUUCAAAACAACCACUUGGAGUUUAAUGCAGCUGAUCGCACAAGCUACAUUGACGAUGUGUUUGCUCUAUCAAGGGCAGACAUAAUAGAUUACGGCCAUGCCUUCAACCUUACCAUGUACCUAAAAAAUGAGACCGAGUACAUUGUGUGGGACCGGGUGGCCGCCUCUAUCGCCUAUGUUCGGGACAUGCUGUCAGGCAAUGCUGUGCUCUAUCCAAAAUUUCAGAAACUGUUCCGUGAUCAUGUCAAAGCAAUUUCAUCAACACUUGGAUGGAAUGAUGACGGAGCCCAGACAGAGAGGUUACUGCGGGAGACAGUGCUCAGCAUUGCUUGUCAAAUGGGAGAUCAGGAGACAUUGAAUCAAGCGUCAGAAAUAUUUGACCAAUGGAUUAAUGGAAGUAUUAGCAAUGUAGCGGUGAACCUGAGGUUGCUAGUAUAUCGUUAUGGCAUGAAGAACUCUGGCACUGAAGCAAAGUGGAACAUUAUGUUUGAGAGGUACAAAAACACCUUCUUGGCUCAGGAGAAGGACAAGAUACUCUAUGGGCUCGCAUCUGUACAGGAUAUAAAACUUCUUUGGAGGCUCCUCGAAGCCGCUAAAAAUAAAACGGUGGUGAGGAACCAGGAUCUGUUCACUCUGGUGAGAUAUGUGUCCUACAACCCACUGGGUCAGAGCAUGGCCUGGGACUGGACCACACUCAACUGGGAAUACCUGAUUAACAGAUACACUCUCAAUGAUAGGAACCUUGGCCGCCUUUUGAAUCGGCUCUCAAGCAAAUACAACACAGAGCUGCAACUGUGGAAGAUGGAGCACUUCUUCAGUCUGAAUCCCAAUGCUGGUGCUGGGGAGAUGCCAAGGCAGCAGGCACUGGAGACUGUCAGAAAUAACAUUCAAUGGAUCCGGACGAAUGAGAACGAGAUCAGAGUGUGGCUAGAGAGCAAUGUCUAAUAACUAUGUAACACACUUCAGGGAAGUCAACAUAUUUUCAUUGUAUGAAAAUUUACUUC